Molecule: messenger RNA, 2104 nt
Organism: Erinaceus europaeus (western European hedgehog)
Lineage: Eukaryota; Metazoa; Chordata; Mammalia; Eulipotyphla; Erinaceidae
Gene: PARPBP
Product: PARP1 binding protein
Exons: 12
Coding region: 171-1955 (594 amino acids)
Biological process (GO): negative regulation of double-strand break repair via homologous recombination
Cellular component (GO): chromatin
Source: RefSeq, a predicted model, not a curated record
UUUGAACAGCGGCCUCAAGACUGUGGGGUAGGGCAGGACGAGUGUUUAUAGUGGAGUCUGUCUGCGCUUAAGCACAGGAUGGCUGUGCUCAAUCAGAAGUCUGUGUUGGAUAUGAUUAAAGAGUUCAGAAGAAAUUGGCACACUCUUUGUAACUCUGAGAGAACUACUGUAUGUGGUGUGGAUUCCAUGCUCUUGGCAUUGCAGCUUUCUAUGGCAGAGAACAACAAACAGGAGUAUGGACCCAAGGUCAUUGUGGGAUGCAGAAGGUGGAAGGUCUGGCUUCUGUAAUUGCUUCCCCGCUGAACAUGGGCAGGUCAAUCCAUACUGUGAGACUGCCUGUCUCUUUCCCUAGUGGGGCAGGGCUCUGGCACAGAGGAGAAUUUACAGUCUGUCUCAGUGAUGUCUUACUAGCCUGGAAAUAUUUAAUACAUGAGAAAUUGAACUUACCAGUGGAAAAUACGGAAGUGAUUGACCAUUAUGAGAAUAUUAAGAAGACUUAUGAUGAUUUCUUAAAAAAUAGUAAUAUGGUAGAUUUGAUUGAUGUUUAUAAAAAAUGUAUUUUGACUUCUAACUGUGAAAAUAAUGCCACCAUAUCCCUGAGUCAACUACUGGACUUUUUGUUUGACAGACAGUAUGCAGUAGAUAAUGAAUCUGAUCUUUACAUACCAACAUCACCAAUGAGCAAACACAGCCAGGAAAAUGAAAAGGCACAGUUGCUGGCAAAGAAAAUUAUCUUCUCAUAUCUAAAUCUCCUGGUGAAUUCAAAGAAUGACCUGGCUUUGGCUCAUAUCCUCAAUAUUCCUGAUAGGGGACUUGGAAGAGAAGCCUUCACUGAUUUGAAACAUGCUGCCCGAGAGAAGCAUAUGUCUAUCUUUUUGGUGGCAACAUCAUUUAUUAGGACAAUUGAACUUGGAGGGAAAGGAUAUGCACCAUUACCAUCUAAUCCAUUAUGGAAACAUGUAAAAGGAUUGUCUAAUUUUAUUAAUUUCAUUGACAAAUUAGAUGAGAUUCUUGGAGAAAUACCAAAUCCAAGCGCUGCGGGGAGUCGACUACUUUCAGUGAUAAAGAUGCAGCUGAUUAAAGGCCAGAACAGCAGGCAUCCUUUUUAUAAAGCAGUGGAGGUAGUUGCUCAGGAAUUGGAUUUGAGGAUUAAAAAUAUUAUCAAUUCUCAACAAGGAGAAGUAGCUGCUAACACCACUAACAUCAGUCCUGCACGGCCAAAAUCUCAUGCUAUAAACCAUGGUACAGCAUAUUGUGGCAGAGAUACUGUGAAAGCUUUACUAGUUCUUUUGGAUGAAGAAGCAGCAAGUGUUCCUACCAAAAACAAAGCAGAUGUUUUAUAUGAUGUUGAAAACACAAUUUAUCAAAAUACACUUUCUAUUCUUACACUUUUUAGGUCUCCCAUGCCAGUGAAUAAUUCGUCAGUGAAACCCCUAAGAGAACGCAUCCUUAAGUCAGCACAAAAGGAAAAAAUUAAGCAGAUGAGACAAACUUUAAUUCAAUCCCAGUUUGCUUGUACUUAUAAAGAUGACUGCAUGAUAAACAAGAAUAAAUGGAACAAUGGUUCAACAUCAACCCCUUCAUGUAUUCUUCACAUGGAAAAUGACCUUUCUGAAGGUAUAACUUCGUCUGUUGGAAGACUAGCAGUUGGAACUAGUUCUGGGAAUAGUCAUCUGGACACAAAUGAAAAUGAAAAAGGAACGAGAAAAUCACGUAGUCAGAGAGGGAGUAAAAGUUUGAAAAGGAAACAGGUGGAUUUGAAUGACGAAAAGAUGUUAUAUGAUAAUGGAAAUGAAGUACCUCAGUGUAAAAAUGUCAAGAUAUCUAAGACAUCUAAGCAUUUGCAGAAUAAACUGGAUGGCAAGCAAGUCAAAGUUGCAAAAAUCAAUAAGUGUACUGCCAAGAAUCAAUUAAUUACUGGCCAGACAAAGUUAACUCAGUUUUUUAGAAUGUGACUUUUGUGCUUUUCUUUUUUAAUUUAUAUAUGUAUAGCACCCAUUUGCCAAAGACACUUUUCUUCUUAAAGAUCAUAUGUAAAUGUGAUGCUUUAUUAUUUUGAUCUGCAGUGUAUGUAAAAUUAGUAAACAUUGUUUAAAAAACACUA